Molecule: messenger RNA, 8167 nt
Organism: Mandrillus leucophaeus (drill)
Lineage: Eukaryota; Metazoa; Chordata; Mammalia; Primates; Cercopithecidae
Gene: AR
Product: androgen receptor
Exons: 8
Coding region: 163-1329 (388 amino acids)
Biological process (GO): androgen receptor signaling pathway; male gonad development; regulation of DNA-templated transcription
Cellular component (GO): nucleus
Molecular function (GO): nuclear receptor activity; sequence-specific DNA binding; zinc ion binding
Source: RefSeq, a predicted model, not a curated record
GCUGCAAGCAGAGAGGGAUUCCUCGGAGGUCAUCUGCUCCAUCUUCUUGCCUAUGCAAAUGCCUGCCUGAAGCUGCUGGAGGCUGGCUUUGUACCAGACUUUGUACAGGGAACCAGGGAAAUGAAUGCAGAGUGCUCCUGAUAUUGCCUAUCACUUUUUCCCAUGAUACUCUGGCUUCACAGUUUGGAGACUGCCAGGGACCAUGUUUUGCCCAUUGACUAUUACUUUCCACCCCAGAAGACCUGCCUGAUCUGUGGAGAUGAAGCUUCUGGGUGUCACUAUGGAGCUCUCACAUGUGGAAGCUGCAAGGUCUUCUUCAAAAGAGCCGCCGAAGGGAAACAGAAGUACCUGUGUGCCAGCAGAAAUGAUUGCACUAUUGAUAAAUUCCGAAGGAAAAAUUGUCCAUCUUGCCGUCUUCGGAAAUGUUAUGAAGCAGGGAUGACUCUGGGAGCCCGGAAGCUGAAGAAACUUGGUAAUCUGAAACUACAGGAGGAAGGAGAGGCUUCCAGCACCACCAGCCCCACUGAGGAGACAGCCCAGAAGCUGACAGUGUCACACAUUGAAGGCUAUGAAUGUCAGCCCAUCUUUCUGAAUGUCCUGGAAGCCAUUGAGCCAGGUGUGGUGUGUGCUGGACAUGACAACAACCAGCCCGACUCCUUCGCAGCCUUGCUCUCUAGCCUCAAUGAACUGGGAGAGAGACAGCUUGUACAUGUGGUCAAGUGGGCCAAGGCCUUGCCUGGCUUCCGCAACUUACACGUGGACGACCAGAUGGCUGUCAUUCAGUACUCCUGGAUGGGGCUCAUGGUGUUUGCCAUGGGCUGGCGAUCCUUCACCAAUGUCAACUCCAGGAUGCUCUACUUUGCCCCUGAUCUGGUUUUCAAUGAGUACCGCAUGCACAAGUCCCGGAUGUACAGCCAGUGUGUCCGAAUGAGGCACCUCUCUCAAGAGUUUGGAUGGCUCCAAAUCACCCCCCAGGAAUUCCUGUGCAUGAAAGCGCUGCUACUCUUCAGCAUUAUUCCAGUGGAUGGGCUGAAAAAUCAAAAAUUCUUUGAUGAACUUCGAAUGAACUACAUCAAGGAACUCGAUCGUAUCAUUGCAUGCAAAAGAAAAAAUCCCACAUCCUGCUCAAGGCGUUUCUACCAGCUCACCAAGCUCCUGGACUCCGUGCAGCCUAUUGCGAGAGAGCUGCAUCAGUUCACUUUUGACCUGCUAAUCAAGUCACACAUGGUGAGCGUGGACUUUCCGGAAAUGAUGGCAGAGAUCAUCUCUGUGCAAGUGCCCAAGAUCCUUUCUGGGAAAGUCAAGCCCAUCUAUUUCCACACCCAGUGAAGCAUUGGAAAUCCCUAUUUCCUCACCCCAGCUCAUGCCCCCUUUCAGAUGUCUUCUGCCUGUUAUAACUCUGCACUACUCCUCUGCAGUGCCUUGGGGAAUUUCCUCUAUUGAUGUACAGUCUGUCAUGAACAUGUUCCUGAGUUCUAUUUGCUGGGCUUUUUUUUCCUCUUUCUCUCCUUUCGUUUUCUUCUUCCCUCCCUAUCUAAUCCUCCCAUGGCAACUUCAGACUUUGCUCCCCAUUGUGACUCCUAUCUGUGUUUUGAAUGGUGUUGUAUGCCUUUAAAUCUGUGAUGAUCCUCAUGUGGCCCAGUAUCAAGUUGUGCUUGUUUACAGCACUACUCUCUGCCAGCCACACAAACGUUUACUUAUCUUAUGCCACGGGAAGUUUAGAGAGCUAAGAUUAUCUGGGGAAAUCAAAACAAAAGCAAGUAAAAAAAAAAAAAAAAAAAAGGCAAAAACAAAACGAAAAAUAAGCCAAAAAACCUUGCUAGUGUUUUUUCCUCAAAAAUAAAUAAAUAAAUAAAUAAUUACACACAUACAAACAAAUAUAUAGAAAUCCCCAAAGAGGCCAAUAGUGACUAGAAGGUGAAAAUUGCAGGCCCCUGGGGAGUUACUGAUUUUUUCAUCUCCUCCCUCCAUGGGAGACUUUAUUUUCUGCCAAUGGCUGUUGCCAUUAGAGGGCAGAGUGACCCCAGAGCUGAGUUGGGCAGGGGGCUGGACAGAGAGAGAGGAGAGGACAAGGAGGGCAGAUGGAACAUCAGUACCUGCCCACAGCCUUGGCCCCUGGGGGCUAGACUGCUCAACUGUAGAGCAAUUCAUUAUACUGAAAAUGUGCUUGUUGUUGAAAAUUUGUCUGCAUGUUAAUGCCUCACCCCCAAACCCUUUUCUUUCUCACUCUCUGCCUCCAACCUCAAAUUGACUUUCAAUAGUUUUUCUAAGACCUUUGAACUGAAUGUUCUCUUUAGCCAAAACUUGGUGACUUCCACAGAAAAGUCAGACCACUGAGAAGAAGGGGAGCAGAGAUUUAACCCUUUGUAAGGCCCCGUUUGAAUCCAGGUCUGCUUUCUCAUGUGUGAGUCAGAGAGGAGCUGGAGCCAGAGGAGAAGAAAGUGAUAGCUUGACUGUUCUCCUGCUUAGGACACUGACUGAAUAGUUAAACUUUCACUGCCACUACAUUUUCCCCACCUUUAAAAGACCUGAAUGAAGUUUUCUGCCAAACUCCGUGAAGCCACAAGCACCUUAUGUCCUCCAUUCAGUGUUUUGUAGGCCCGAACUUCAUCACACUGCAUUUCAGCCAUGGUGGUCAAGCCUGUUUGCUUCUUUUGGGCAUGUUCACAGAUUCUCUGUUAAGAGCUCCCCCUAUCAAGAAGGUUAGCAGGCCAACAGCUCUGACAUCUAUCUGUAGAUGCCAGUAGUCACAAAGAUUUCUUACCAACUGUCAGAUCGCCGGAGCCCUUAGACAAACUGGAAAGAAGGCAUCAAAGGGAUCAGACAAACUGGGUGUCUUGUCCUUGUCCCCCAGAGAUGACAUCCUUCCAGCAAGUGGAGAAGUUCUCACUUCCUUCUUUAGAGCAGCUAAAGGGGCUGCCCAGAUCAGGGUUGAAGAGAAAACUCAAUUACCAGGGUGGGAAGAAUGAAGGCACUAGAACCAGAAACCCUGCAAAUGCUCUUCUUGCCACCCAGCAUAUCCACCUGCAGAAGUCAUGAGAAGAGAGAAGGAACAAAGAGGAGACUUUGACUACUGAAUUAAAAUCUUCAGCGGCAAAGCCUAAAGUCAGAUGGACACCAUCUGGUGAGUUCACUCAUCAUCCUCCUCUGCUGCUGAUUCUGGGCUCUGACAUUGCCCAUACUCACUCAGAUUCCCCACCUUUGUUGCUGCCUCUUAGUCAGAGGGAGGCCGAACCAUUGAGACUUUCUAUAGAACCAUGGUUUCUUCCGGAAAGGUCUGGUUGGUGUGACUCCAAUACAUUGCCACCCAUGAACUCAAGGUGUGCCCUGGGACACUGGUUUCAUCUAGUCUUUUGGCACGCCUGUGUUCUGUUGACUUCAUUCUCCAACCCCAAGUGCAAGGGAAAAUGUCCACCUACUUUCUCAUCUUGGCCACUGCCUCCUUACUUAGCUCUUAAUCUCAUCUGUUGAACUCAAGAAAUCAAGGGCCAGUCAUCAAGCUGCCCAUUUUAAUUGGUUCACUCUGUUUGUUGAGAGGAUAGUUUCUGAGUGACAUGAUAUGAUCCACAAGGGUUUCCUUCCCUGAUUUCUGCAUUGAUAUUAAUAGCCAAACGAACUUGCAAAACAGCUUCUUUAAAUAACAAGGGAGAGGGGAACCUAAGAUGAGUAAUAUGCCAAUCCAAGACUGCUGGACAAAACUAAAGCUAACAGGUUCCCUUUCUGGGAUGGGAUAGACACAUUCUGGUUUUCUUUAUUACUACACCAUCUGGCUCAUGUACAGGAUCACUUUUAGCUGUUUUAAACAGAAAAAAAUUCCACCACUCUUUUCAGUUACACUAGGUUACAUUUUAAUAGGUCCUUUACAUCUGUUUUGGAAUGAUUUUCAUCUUUUGUGAUACAUGGAUUGAAUUAUAUCAUUCUCAUAUCUCUCCUUGUAAAUACUAGAAGCUCUCCUUUACAUUUCUCUAUCAAAUGUUUCAUCUUUAUGGGUUUCCCAGUUGUGACUCUUGUCUCUUUGAAUAUAUGAAUAUAUGUUUUUCAUUUGCAAAAGCCAAAAAUCAGUGAAACAGCAGUGUAAUUAAAAGCAACAACUGGAUUACUCCAAAUUUUCAAAUGACAAGACUAGGGAAAAAUAGCCUACACAAGGCUUUAGGCCUUCUCUUUCUGUGCUUGGAUUUGAGUGAACAAAGGAGGUUUUAGCUUGGCUCUGUUCUCCCAUGGAUGAAAGGAGGAGGAUUAUUUUUUUUUCUUUUGUCCAUUGAUGUUCUAGCCAAUGUAAUUGACAGAAGUCUCAUUUUGCAUGCACUCUGCUCUACAAACAGAGUUGGUAUGGUUGGUAUACUGUACUCACCUGUGAAGGACUGGCCACUCAGACCCACUUAACUGGCGAGCUAGAAGAUGAGGAUCACUCACCGGAAAAGUCAUGAGGACCAUCUCCAAACAAGUUGGCAGUGCUUGAUGUGGAUGAAGAGUGAGGAAGAGAAAAAGAAGGAGCACCAGGGAGAAGACCUCGUCUGUGCCAGGCAGCAGACUGCUGCCAGGAUCACGAACUCUGUAGUCAAAGAAAAGAGUCGUGUGGCGGUUUCAGCUCUCGUUCAUUGGGCAGCUCGCCUGGGCCCAGCCUCUGUGUUGACAUGGGAGUUGUUGGAUUCUUUGUUUCAUAGCUUUUUCUAUGCCACAGGCAAUGUUGUUGUUCUUGGAAAGUUUAUUAUUUUUUUUUUUGAUUCCCUUACUCUGAGAAAGGGAUAUUUUGAAGGACUGUCAUAUAUCUUUGAAAAAAGAAAAUCUGUAAUACAUAUAUUUUUAUGUAUGUUCACUGGCACUAAAAAAAUAUAGAGAGCUUCAUUCUGUCCUUUGGGUAGUUGCUGAGGUAAUUGUCCAGGUUGAAAAACAAUGUGCUGAUGCUAGAGUCCCUCUCUGUCCAUACUCUACUUCCAAAUGGAUAUAGGCAUACAUAAUAAGUUUUAUUCGACUUGUACUUUAAGAGAAAAUAUGUCCACCAUCCACAUGAUACUGACACAAAUGAGCUAACAUUGAGCUUCAAGUAGCUUCUAAGUGUUCGUUUCACUAGGCACAGCACAGAUGUGGCCUUUCCCCCCUUCUCUCCCUUGAUAUCUGGCAGGGCAUAAGGCCCAGGCCACUUCCUCUGCCCCUUCCCAGCCCUGCACCAAAGCUGCAUUUCAGGAGACUCUCUCGAGACAGUCCAGUAACUACCGGAGCAUGGCCCCUGCAUAGCCCUGGAAAAAUAAGAGGCUGGCUGUCUACGAAUCAUCUUGUGCCAGUUGCCCAGGUGAGAGGGCACUGGGCCAAGGGAGUGGUUUUCAUGUUUGACCCACUACAAGGGGUCAUGGGAAUCAGGAAUGCCAAAGUACCAGAUCAAAUCCAAAACUUAAAGUCAAAAUAAGCCAUUCAGCAUGUUCAGUUUCUUGGAAAAGGAAGUUUCUACCCCUGAUGCCUUUGUAGGCAGAUCUGUUCUCACCAUUAAUCUUUUUGAAAAUCUUUUAAAGCAGUUUUUAAAAAGAGAGAUGAAAGCAUCACAUUAUGUAACCAAAGAUUACAUUGUAUCUGCUAAGAUACCAAAAUUCACAAGGGCAGGGAGGGAGCAAGCAUUAGUGCCUCUUUGAUAAGCUGUCCAAAGACAGACUAAAGGACUUUGCUGGUGACUGACUUAUAAGAGUUUUGUGGGGUUUUUUUUCCCUAAUAAUAUACAUGUUUGGAAGAGUUGAAAAUAAUUUUGGGAAAAUGGGUUUAUGGGUCCUUCACUAAGUGAUUUUAUAAGUAGAACUGGCUUUCCUUUUCUUUAGUAGUUGCUGAGCAAAUUCUUGAAGCUCCAUCAUUGCAUGGUUGGAAAUGGAGCUAUUCUUAGCCACUGUGUUUGCUAGUGCCCAUGUUAGCUUAUCUGAAGAUGUGAAACCCUUGCUGAUAAGGAAUCAUUUAAAGUACUAGAUUUUGCACUAGAGGGACAGCAGGCAGAAAUCCUUAUUUCUGCCCACUUUGGAUGGCACAAGAAGUUAUCUGCAGUUGAAGGCAGAAAGUUGAAAUAUAUUGUAAAUGAAUAUUUGUAUUCAUGUUUCAAAAUUGAAAUAUAUAUAUAUUUUAUAUAUAUAUAUAUAUACACACACACACAUAUAUAUAGUGUGUGUGUGUGUGUGUGUGCACGUGUGUGUGUUCUGAUAGCUUUACCUUUCUCUGGAUCUUUAUAUUUGGUUCCAGAUCACACCUGAUGCCAUGUACUUGUGAGAGAGGAUGCAGUUAUGUUAUGGAAGCUCUCUCAGAACAGACAAGACAUGUAGAUUAAUCAGAUAACUAAAAGUUUUCUCCCCUAUUGGGUCUGACCCACAGGUCCUGUGAAGGAGCAGAGGGGUAAAAAGAGUAGAGGACAUGAUACAUUGUACUUUACUAGUUCAAGACAGAUGAAUGCGGAAAGUGUAAAAACUCAGUGGAACUGAUUGAGAUUUACCACAGGGAAGGCCCAAACUUGGGGCCAAAAGCCUACCCAAGUGAUUGACCAGUGGCGCCCUAAUGGGACCUGAGCUAUUGGGAGAAGAGAACUGUUCUUUGGUCUUCACCAUCCUUGUGAGAGAAGGACAGUUUCCUGCAUUGGAACCUGGAGCAAGCGCUCCAUCUUUCACACAAAUUCCCUCACCUGAGAUUGAGGUGCUCCUGUUAAUGGGUGUCUGUGUGCUGUAAUUCUGGUUUUGGAUAUGUUCUGUAAAGAUUUUGACAAAUGAAAAUAUGUUUUUAUCUGUUAAAACUUGUCAGAGUACUAGAAGUUGUAUCUCUGUAGGUGCAGGUCCAUUUCUGCCCACAGGUAGGGUGUUUUUCUUUGACUAAGAGAUUGACACCGGGAUCUGUUGCCCCAGGGCCUCCCAACUCAACCAUUUCUAGGUGAAGGCAGAAAAAUCCACAUUAGUCACUCCUCUUCAGACAUUUCAGCUGAGAUAACAAAUCAUUUGGAAUUUCUUCACCCAUAGAAAGAGUGGUAGAUAUUUGAAUUUAGUAGGUGGAGUUUUAUAGAAAAAACAGCUUUUGCCUCAGUUUUGAUUUAUCCUCAUUUGAUUUGGCCAGAAUGUAGGUAAUAUGCAUCGAUUGGCUUCUGAUUCCAAUUCAGUAUAGCAGGGUGCUGGGUUUUUUCUUUUCCCCACCCGUCUCUUAGCCUAGGGAAUUAAAUAAGAAGCCUUAGAAUGGGUGGCCUUUGUGACCUGAAACACUUCCUACAUAAGCUACUUAACAAGAUUGUCAUGUAGCUGCAGAUUCCUUUGCCCACCAAAGACUAGAACACACGCAUAUCCAUAAACCAAAGGAAAGACAGCUCUGAAAGGCUGUUUCUCUGGUGGUUCCCUCUCUGGCUGUUGCUUCACAGUAUGGGAACCUGUACUCUGCAUAGGUGACAGGCCAGAUUUGCAUUCUCUUACAACCUUAGCCCUUGGUGUUAACUGUCCUACAGUGAAGUGCCUGUGGAGUUGUCCUAUCCCAGAAGCCACUUGGAUGCUGAGAGCAGCCACCAUCAGAACGACCCACGCGAAAAAAAAAAAGAAAAUUAAAAAGUCCCCUCACAACCCAGUGACACCUUUCUGCUUUCCUCUAGACUGGAACAUUGAUUAGGGAGUGCCUCAGACAUGACAUUCUUGUGCUGUCCUUGGAAUUAAUCUGACAGCAGGAGGGAGCAGACUAUGUAAACAGAGAUAAGAAUUAAUUUUCAAAGUUGAAGGGAAAAAAAAGAAAGAAAAAAGAAGAGAGAGAGAAAGAAAGCAUCAUACAAAGAUUUUCUUAAAAGAAACAAUUUUGCUUGAAAUUUCUUUAGAUGGGGCUCAGUUGUCACAGUGGCACUUGGCCUCCACUGGGCAGCAGGACCAGCUCCAAGCGCUAGUGUUCUGUUCUCUUUUUGUAAUCUUGGAAUCUUUUGUUGCUCUAAAUACAAUUAAAAAUGGCAGAAACUUGUUUGUUGGACUAAAUGUGUGACUUUGGGUCUGUCUCUGCCUCUGCUUUCAGAAAUGUCAUCCAUUGUGUAAAAUAUUGGCUUGCUGGUCUGCCAGCUAAAACUUGGCCACAUCCCCUGUUGUGGCUGCAGGAUCGAGUUAUUGUUAACAAAGAGACCCAAGAAAAGCUGCUAAUGUCCUCUUAUCAUUGUUGUUAAUUUGUUAAAACAUAAAGAAAUCUAAAAUUU